AUGAAUAAUAUCUAUUACGAAGUGCAGGAUCCGCAGACGGGACAGAUCUUCUUUGCAAACACCACUUCGGGCCAGUGCCUUCCCGAGCGACCCGCGGAUGGCAUCGUGAAGAUGCGCGAUCCGGACCUCGAGGAAUGGUGGGAACUCUUUGACGAAAACUACAAGCUGCCAUAUUACUACAACCCAAAAUCGGCUAAAACAGAGUGGAUCAGGCCAGUGACUGGAUUCAUUCUCCCGCUUCGGUCAAUUCAGCAAACCAAGGCUGGAAAGCGCAUGACGAUGAUGAUCCAGAAUAUGAAUAAGGAGCCGGAUAUCCCCAACGACAGCUCGAGCACACGCCAGAUCACGACCUCAGCGACUUACAGUCUUAAUCGGGCUGAUGUAUUUGACAUGCAGGAAUAUGGAUACGAUGCCCCAGGCAGCUCGCGAGCCCAUGAGACUGAGUCAUCCCUCAUGAGUUCCAACCGAGCAUCGCGUACUGGCCGAACCGCCGCCGAGGUCGCCGCAUUCGCCCCAACGGAUGCUGAUGGCUCAGAGCCUCCUAGUGCAAGCCCGGCAGUCCACGGCAGCUCCAUGGAGAGUGUGGAGAGUCCUUUGGUUUCGACUCAGCCUCGCGAAUCGAACGCAAACAGCAUCCUUCCCGAGUCUUCCAUCACGACAGACCCUCUCCAAGCCGUUUCGAACCGGACGAGCAAAGUCGCCAUGUACACGAUCUCGUCCGCCGGCACCGACACAACUCAUGCCACAGCGAUCACAAGCAACUUGUCGCUCGAAUCAAAUCGACUGCAGACAUCCGGGGGUGCUUCUCAAGACGGUCCACAUACCAGAGUCGAGAGUUCCUCUAUCCCGAUACCACCAGCACCCCCGGCAAUCGUUCAGACCUUUGCCUCAACAGUAGGGGAUGCUUCUGUGACCCACACGAUGAUAUCGCUCAAGUCUGACCAGUCCAUGGUCUCAUCGCAGAUGCCGAGCAAAGCAUCCCUGACGAUGGAACCCAGCAAACAGUCGAUCCACACUGACGCUGUCACCAUCGCCAAGACGAAGGGCAUCAGCAACCCAAUCAACAAUCCGGAGGCGGCAAUCGCUAUGAAUCCAUUCAACAAGGAGAAUGAUGAGUGCAGAGGUCUGCCAUCCGAUCUCAAGGUCGCAAUUGGCCAGUUUCGCAUCGACGGAUUUGCCGAAAAGUACUUUUCACAGCACCGCGCUGGGUUGUUCCGGCGGAAAGUUCCCCUGGAGAAAAUGCUGGUCUACUCCAAGACCUUGAAGGCCCCUUUGAUGGUGCUGAACAAAAAACUCCACAAAGACGCACUCAAGUGUUUCAAGCUGCUCAGCAAAAUCAUCGACAAGAAUGCCGGCCCAUGCAAAGAGGAGAUCCAGGCCCUCACCGAGAAGGGAAUUCUCCACGGCGAGCUGCGAGACGAGAUCUACGUCCAGAUCAUAAAGCAACUCAAAGACAACCCCAGCGGUGAAAGCGUCGUGAAAGCAUGGAAGCUCCUCUGUGUCGUGACCAUCGCCUUCCCGCCGUCCAAAAACUUUGAGGAGUAUUUGAAAAGCUACGUCCAAGAAAACUUCAGCCAAACCGGGUCCAACGCCGAUCAGCUCACGAUCCUGGAGGCGCCGUUCCAAAGCGCAUUGUUUGGUGAAACGCUCGAGGAAAUCAUGCGCGAGCAAGCAAAGACGCAUCCCGAACUGGACCUGCCCAAGAUCCUCUCCUUCCUGGCAACUGCAAUACUGGACAUGAACGGCUGUGGAACCGAGGGCAUCUUCAGAGUGCCUGGUGAUGCUGACGCCGUGACUGAUCUAAAAUGCCGUGUCGAAAAAAACGCAUAUGACCUCAGCGGUAUCACAGAUCCCAACGUUCCGAGUUCGCUUCUGAAGCUGUGGCUGCGUGAUCUCGCCGAGCCCCUGAUCCCUUCGGAAUUUUAA
Molecule: messenger RNA, 1926 nt
Organism: Polychytrium aggregatum
Lineage: Eukaryota; Fungi; Chytridiomycota; Chytridiomycetes; Polychytriales
Product: MyTH4 domain-containing protein
Exons: 12
Coding region: 1-1926 (641 amino acids)
Biological process (GO): signal transduction
Cellular component (GO): cytoskeleton; cytoplasm
Molecular function (GO): protein binding; GTPase activator activity
Source: RefSeq, a predicted model, not a curated record